Linum trigynum is the source of this 2775-nucleotide messenger RNA. NCBI's taxonomy places the organism in Eukaryota, Viridiplantae, Streptophyta, Magnoliopsida, Malpighiales, Linaceae. The record is from the annotation of a GenBank genome assembly.
CAAAUACCAUAUGCCCUCUUUUGUGGGUUAGUAUAUGCGAUUAUUCAUAAAAUUUUGCAGUGAUUUAGUAGAAUUGUAUUUGAGUCUCAAUACAAAUAAUUUGAUAGAAGUUUAUUUCAUCUACAUUUGUCUUGCAUUUACAAUUGUAAGAUGAUAUGACAUGAAUAUUUACGUGGCAUGGCAUAUGUGUCAUGAAAAAUUUACUAUUUCGUACUACCAAUCAUUUAAUCCAUACAUACAUGAUGCUAUUGGCAUAGUAGUAUUAGUGAACAAGAGAGUAUCGCAAAGCUUAGUUCGAAUUCAAAAGGUUUUUGACAUAUCGUUUUCUUGCGCUCUUUUUAAUGCAGAAGAAGUAGCUGCUGCAACUAUUAACAAAAGAAAACUGAUAAUGACGUGAAACCAUGGACAAAAAUCCAAUAUCUUAAAAGAACUUUUAAUGUAGAAGAAGUAUAGCUGCAAGCCUGCAACUAUUAACAAAAGAAAACUGAUAAUGAAAUGAAACCAUGGACAAAAAUCCAAUAUCUUAACAAUAUAUCACACAAAAUUAAUUUUAUAUAUUUUGGGACACAUUACGCUAGAAGGAGGGCUUGAACCUCCGACCUUGUGGUUAACAGCCACACGCUCUAACCAACUGAGCUAUUCCAGCUAAUUGAUUGCACUACGAAAUUUUCUGUCAUCACAUUAUGACUUUAUCACAGAGUUUUGAACCUUUUCUUCUUACAUAUGACAUUACUUAAGAUAAUUACCCUAGCCUGUAACUAACUAACUAACUCUCUCUCCCUCGCCUCCUUAUCACCACCUUCGAUCGUCUUCCAAACUGUGAUUUUAUUCUCCGUUUGAAAUCUGCUUUUCUUCCGUCGUUGAUGAGAGAAAAUGCCUACAACCGCACCCCCUUCGUUACUUUCUCUAGCAACCCAACCGCAACUAUAUAUACAAACUUCGUUUCUACAGUAUUCAUGGAUUAACAUGAUGAUGGAGCUUUAUGAUCACCUCCAUUGUUUCAUUUCCAUAGCAAGCUAGCAGAAGUAGAUGGCAGGGGAAGAGAAGAGAAGAGAAGAGAAGAGAAGAGAGAAUCGCUUGAAAGAGAGGUAACUAGUGAGUGUAUUAUGGUUCAUAAGCAACAUUGCAUGACUUCAUAGCAGAUGCCUUGUAUAUAUAGUUAGGUAGGGUAGCGAACAUGUCUACCAUACGCUUUCAGAUUUACCGACAAAUGCAAUGAUAGUCAAAUUUUUAAUUUUAAGAUGUCCUUCACUACUGAACUGCAGUUCUUAUGAGUUUGGUUCAGUCUGCCACGUACUUGUAUUUUUGUGACAGACCAAUUGCCUUAACAAGGACAAAGUUCGUAACAUAGUUAUAUGGUAAAGUCGAAAUCUUUUAGGCUGGAGGUCUAUUUGUGGAUUGAAUUGGUUGGUACCCAUUUUAGUUUCGUAUAAGCCAUUGAAGAAAUGUGAGGUUAGGAUUAAAGUGACCCAAAAGGAUGUUUAAGGCUUUGGGAUGAGCCUAGGAAAGUUGUUUUUUUUUUUGGUCGGUUGGUGAAUUGAGGGCGAAUGGUUAAGGAGAAGGUGAUUGUUGGUGCAUUAAUUGUGGUGGUGGUGCUAUUGGCGAUUGGGUUUUUGCCGGUGGCCGGCGGGGAGAUGACGAAAGUGACAAAGGAACAAGCGAUAGCGGCGAUGGCGAACACGUGCAUGCCGGUGUGCAUGAGAGAACGUGGGGCGACGGUGCCGGUGUGCCGGGAAACUUGUGAGCAGGCGAGCAUCGUUGUUCUCAGGAACCCUAGCGUUCGGCUGGCGCUUAAGAUGCAAGCCAAGCUUUAUUAGAUCCUUUUUUUUCUUCUUCUUCCUACUUCUUCAAUUUCUUUUUUCUGUGUUUUUCUUCGUGUUUUAGAUUAGUAUAUUCGGAGGAUAAAUAGAAUUACAGUUUUCAUAUUUGAAGAUUAAACUUUGUUGACGAUUUUUUUUUGUUUUUCGUUUUGUUUUUGCAUUGUGAAUACUGAAUAGGGAAAAUCCACCUUGUUUAUUAGUUGACUUUACUGUGAUGAAUAUGCCAUCCCGUGUCAAAUGCUCCUUUAAUUUAUUGCUGCAAGUUACUGAACGUUCUGAAUAACUUGGAGAAACCAUAAUUGCCACAAAGAAAGAAGGGGGGAAAAAACGAAUUGGAUUUUUUUCUCGUCCACUAGUUUAGACUUGCUUGACUUAAUUCAAAUUAAAUUUCUAAUUUUUUUUCUAUUUCGAAUUAAAUGUCUUUCAAUAAUUGAAGAAAACGAUAUAACAAACUCAUUCAGUUAAGUCAAUAUAAAUUAAGAUAACACACAUUAUACUCAAAUCAGCGAUACCAUAGCGAAGUUCAAACAUAUACAAAAGCGGUAGGAUCGUCAUAGAACAUUCUGUCAUUCAUAAUGAUUUAGAUCACAUAUGGAGCUUUAACUAUGGUUAAAGAGAGAGGGAUAUGCAACAUAGAGAGUGGUCAAGCGAGAGUAGGAAUCUUUUUCCAUGACUACUAGUGAUGGUAAUGGGGCGGGGCGGGUACCUCAAUUCUCAUGUCCUGCCCCACGCUACUACGGGUCGGGCGGGUAAAACCCGCGCGGGUACGGAGCGGGACGGGUCGACCCACUCUUACAUGUUGUUAAAAAAAAUACAAGUAAAUUAUAAGAAGUUGGUAAAUUAAUUAAACUAAAUAAUAACGAAAAUUGGGACUUGUGAUUAAUUAAACUAAAUAAUAAGAGGUGGCAUUAAAUUAUAAGAAGUUGGUAAAGCAAAAUAGAUAUGACAUAUGUGG